AUGACAGCCGCCACUGCCAGCAGGAGCCAGGUCGACUCUUUCGAGGUCGGAUGGCUGUUUGUCCAAGAAUACUACACCUUCUUGAACCGCGAUCCAUCGCGCCUCCACUGCUUCUACAACAAAAAGUCCAGCUUCAUUCACGGCCACGAAGGCGAAGAAGUCAAGGCUGCCCAUGGCCAGCAGGAAAUCCACGAGCGCAUCAAGGAGAUCAACUUCCAGGACUGCAAAGUCCUGGUCUCCAACGUCGACAGCCAGCCCUCCUUGGAAGGCUCGAUUCUUGUCCAGGUCCUCGGUGAAAUGUCCAACAACGGCGGGCCUUCGCACAAGUUCUCGCAGUCGUUUGUGCUGGCCGAGCAGCCCAACGGCUACUAUGUCCGAAACGACAUCUUCCGGUUCCUGAAGGAGGACAUUGACAGCGAGUUUGAGGAAGCCGAGGACCCCGUCGGCGAGGUCGACAACGAGCCCGAGCUGGACCAGGAGGUGGCUGCUGAGGAGCCGGCUGGCCAGGACGAAACUGUUGAGCCUGCCGCUGAGCCCGAA
Molecule: messenger RNA, 540 nt
Organism: Polychytrium aggregatum
Lineage: Eukaryota; Fungi; Chytridiomycota; Chytridiomycetes; Polychytriales
Exons: 2
Biological process (GO): protein deubiquitination; ribophagy
Cellular component (GO): cytosol; ribonucleoprotein complex; Ubp3-Bre5 deubiquitination complex
Molecular function (GO): mRNA binding
Source: RefSeq, a predicted model, not a curated record